Cynara cardunculus var. scolymus (artichoke) is the source of this 1734-nucleotide messenger RNA. RefSeq lists its product as uncharacterized. The transcript is spliced from 6 exons. NCBI's taxonomy places the organism in Eukaryota, Viridiplantae, Streptophyta, Magnoliopsida, Asterales, Asteraceae. Gene Ontology annotation, cellular component: chloroplast thylakoid membrane; chloroplast envelope. Bases 132 to 1232 code for a protein of 366 amino acids. The record is from RefSeq and is a predicted model, not a curated record.
CAGUUGUAGCAGCUCCGCCGUAUCCAGCCAUCGCCACCCCAAUUAUUCACACAUACGACCAGUUAUAGUCACCGGAGGAAGAAGAUAUUCAAUCUUAUCCUUUCAUAUAAUCGAUAUCCUCAGAAGGAACAAUGUCUAGUGCUUCUGGAUAUCACUACUUCUCUACCGCCGCCGCUUCUUCCACCGACCGUCGGACAUGGCUGCUGACGCCGCAGCCACCGUCAAAGUCAAUAGUCAGUAAAAUCAAUACUGCCAGUACUACUAGGAACUGCGUACCUUCUCAAUUGAGAUCGUCAACCUUCUAUAUGCCCUUUUCCCCUUUAUUGGUAACUUCAUCUCGUCGUGCUCGAUUGGUUUCAUCCACCGCCGCUGCAGCGGCAAGGAAUAAUAUAGACCCCAAAGAAGCAGAGAAGAAGGAGGAAGAGGUGGAGGAAGUGGAGGAGGAUUUGCCAUGGAUACAAGAUAAGGCUCUGGACAUUGUUGAGUUUAGUGGCUCCGUAACACAGGCACUUCCUGGUCCAAGAGUUGGCCAAUCUUCUGUCCCCUGGAUACUCGCCAUCCCGUUGGCUUAUGUUGGAAUCUCCUUUGUUUUUGCGGUUGUUAAGACCGUUCGCAAAUUCACUUCACCCAAGGAAGUUCGCCGUAAGCUGGUCAAUAAAAAUGCAGAGCUAUGCAGAUCAAUAGAUGAGUUGCUUGAGAAAGAGGGAAAUGGAGUACAAGAGGAAGCUUUGAAUGGACUGAUGCAGAAGACAGGCUUCAGCAUGGUGGAGAUUUUGCGUAAAUACAUUCGAUAUGCCUUGAAUGAAAAGCCUUUCAACCCAAAACUGGUUGCAACAUUGAUUCAACUCAGGAAAACAACAUUGUUGGAUGAUUCUCAAGUUGCGGAAAUUCUAAAUGACAUUUCUAAGCGAAUUGUUAAAGAUAAAGGUCCAGUUGUCAUGAAUGUGUCGGGAUAUUCUGAAAAGGGCUUAAGGAGAAAGCUUGCUGUCCAAGCUCUUUUCGGAAAGAUUUUCUAUCUUUCAGAGCUUCCUGAGUUCUGUGGAAGAGACAGCUCCUUGAUUGUGAAAGAAAUAUUUGGUGUUGUAGACGAGGAUGCUGAAAAGCUUCGGUUGCAUACGGUUGCCGAAGCUGGCGAUAUGGAUUCACUAGAAAAGAUGGUUGGUGAUUCAGAUUCAGAUUUAGAUUCAGAGGAUUCAGGUGAGGGCUCUGCCUCUGCAUUAGGGGAUCCAUAGAUUUUGUUUCUCCAGGCUUAUUUUGUAGACAGACUACUGCGAGAUAGAAGCCUGUAAGUGGCUCGAAAAAUUUUUAAUGUGAAAUUUUGUUAACGAAGUAUAUUUGUGCAAAAAUGCGCGACGAAGAUGGACUUGACCAUUUAGUGAGCACAAGGUCCUUUUAACCUGAUCCUUGUGAAGGGUCCUAGGCCGUCGGUUCGAGACUCCUCAGCCCUUAGGGGCCAUUGGGAUUUCUCCGGCUGAUAUCUUCAGGGUCUUAUGGGUAGACCCACAUGUAAGGUGGGAUGAUAGGGACUGGGCCGGUCUGUGGUCCUGGUCCUAAUCAAUCCAGCCCAUUAAGAUAUAUUGUUAGGAUCAUUGGUUUUUUUUAAUUUAUGGUAUCUGAUAUUUUUGACCUGUCUAUAUAGCUCAACAUAUAUUGGGUAGAUUUCAGGUCUUUUGGCCAACAGACAGUUAUUGUGUGAACCUAAUCUUGUUAAAAUCAAGGGGCCGUUUACCCGGC